AGCAAAAGAGUUUUAAAUGUCCGCCAUGUUGUCCAUGGCGCACUGAACCAACGGUAGGGAGCGGAGCGUCGGAAAAAAACAGUCCGAGAGAGAGCGACCAAGAUCCGGGCCUUCCCCCGGCUCCGCUGGCGACGCCCUAAAUACAAGCUACAACCAUUCGAACGUUAGAAUAGAGAUAACCGCACAGAAACAUCCAUGAAAGCUCCACUCGGUACCGUUGUGAAUAUUAGGAGAUCCGAUAGAUUUAUAUUGCAUCUCGACUUGUGAAAAAUGAGUAAAUUGUCGUUUCGGGCACGGGCGCUGGACGCUUCCAAGCCACUACCCGUCUUCCGUUGUGAGGAUUUACCCGAUCUACACGAAUAUGCAUCCAUUAACCGGGCUGUGCCGCAGAUGCCUACGGGGAUGGAGAAAGAAGAGGAAUCGGAACACCAUCUCCAGCGGGCCAUCUCGGCACAGCAGGUGUACGGCGAGAAGCGGGACAACAUGGUCAUCCCAGUCCCCGAGGCAGAGAGCAACAUCACCUACUACGAUUCCCUCUACCCUGGGGACUACAAGAUGCCAAAGCAGCUAAUUCACAUACAGCCUUUCAGCUUGGACACAGAGCAGCCAGACUAUGACCUGGACUCGGACGACGAAGCGUUUGUCAUCAAGCUGAAAAAGAAGAUGGAGAUCAGCUUCCUGCAGUUUGAGGAGAUGAUCGACCGUCUGGAGAAAGGCAGUGGACAGCAGCUCGUAAGCCUUCCGGAGGCAAAACUGCUGCUGAAAGAGGACGACGAGCUCAUCAAGGAGGUCUUUGACUACUGGAGCCGCAAGAGGAAAAACAGCAAAGCCAACGCUCUCAUCCCUAAUGUGAAGCAGGAGAAACGGGACGGCUCUAGCACCAGUGACCCGUAUGUGGCCUUCCGACGGCGGACAGAGAAGAUGCAAACCAGGAAGAACCGUAAGAAUGACGAAGCAUCCUAUGAGAAGAUGCUGAAGUUGCGCAGGGAUCUAAGCCGAGCCGUCACAAUCCUGGAAAUGGUCAAGAGGAGGGAGAAGAGCAAGAGAGAGCUGCUGCACCUCACACUGGAGGUGUUUGAGAAGAGAAACGUUAUGUCAGACUUUGGUGGUGAGGUUAUGGCCGAGGUGUUGGCUGAGCGGGCGCUGGUGCGGCCGCAGAUCAUUCCUCUGGUCCCUCUCACCAACCAGUACCGACACCAGGACCACAUGGACCUCAAGGACUACAAGUCCAAGCCCGAGAAGGCAGAAGUUCCUCGUCCAAAGAGGAAAUACGAGAAGAAACAGAAGGUCUUGCCUCUGUCGUCAGGCCCCCACCAUCAGGGUCCUUUGGUCUUCAAUGCCAAGGACCUCAACCAGUACGACUUCCCCAGCUCGGAUGACGAGCCCUACUCCCAGCUGCACUCAGGCUCAUCAGAAGCAGAGGAGGAGAACGACCCAGACGGUGCUUAUGCCUUUCGCAGGAAGGCAGGCUGCCAGUACUACGCUGCUCAUCAGGAUCGUGUGGGGAGCUGGCCGUGGUGUGGACCCUGGGAGGACGGUUUGGCAGAAGCUCGCUUUCGCUACAGUCUCACUACGCUCACUGUGCCACGGCGCUGCCUUGGCAUGGCCCGACGACGAGUGGGACGAGGCGGCAGGGUGUUGCUGGACCGGGCGUACACGGACUAUGACAACAUUUUCCACGGACUGGAUCAAGAAAUGCUUGACCUGCCUCUCCCGCCCUCUCCUCCUCCUCCUCCUCCCCCUACAACUACUUUACGCUCGCCGGCCACCAACAAGUUUGCCAGUACCUCAGAAACAAAUACCUCAGACAAAAGCUCCUCCCCUCUUUCCUCCCCCUCUUCCACGGACCUCAGUCAGAUACUGUUGAAUAUAAAGUCGUGCCGAUGGCGGCACUUUAGACCACGGACACUACCACUACACGAGCUGGACAAUGCCCACCCGCUAUUCAGGAAGUUGAGUCGAGGACUGAAGCGCUCUCUCUCGGCCUCCACAGCUGGGGGACAGCCGUACGGCGCCCAGCGCCCAGCGAGGGUCGUCCCUGCACCCACACCCACUGCUGCUUUCACAGCCGAACAGUACCAGCAGCAUCAGGAGCAGCUGGCUCUGAUGCAGAAACACCAGCUGGAGCAGAUCCAGCAGCAACAGCAAGCCAACAGCACCACCACUGCAAACAGCACACACGGUAUGGCGAAUACGUUGGACCAGGCCAGCGCUCAGUUCGCCGCCACGGCCCUCGUCACCGCCGAUCAACUGCUGGCUCUGAAAACCAAGGAGGAGCUGGCCCUGGGAGGCGGAGUCAAUGGCGUCCUCUCCCCCUCAGGUGUCUACAAGGGCUUGCACCUCUCGAGCACAGCGUCCCCUUCCCCUGCCGCCCCGGCCCCUCCCACCACGACCCCAACACCGGCCCUGCUCCACCCCUGCACCACCACCAGCUCCUCCUCCGCCACCAGUAACAACAACGGCACCGCUCACCCCGCCAACACCACUACCACUACCGCCACCACUCAGGUCCUGCUGGGAAACAACAACAGCCUCCGUUUGGGCGUUCCUACCGGAAAGCGCGUCCACGCCCCUCGGACGCUGAGCGCCACCAUGCCGACAUCCGCCUUAAAGCUCGCCCACGCAGCCGCCGCCACCGCCAACUGUCAGAAACCUAAGGUCACUACGGCCACAGCCUCACCGCUGGACAUAGUGCCCAGGGAGAAUCACGAUCAAGACAAGCCAGCACUGAACAGUCUAUCAGAGAACACAAUGGCCAUGGAGGUUACGUAGCCUCCCGCUCGCUCGCAGCUCGGAGGACACACAACUCCUUUGUCGUUAUUUUUGUUUUUGUUUUUUGUUUUUUUUAGGUGCUAUGCAUCGUUUAGUCGUGAAAGAAAAUGGUGGCGGAAUGAGCACGGCAAGGCUGGGUUUCCAUGAUAACUGUUUGGGACUUAACUGCAAUGCUCGUCUCGUACAAAAAACUUUUUUUUCUCUCCCCCAUUUCCCUAUUUGUUACUGUUAAUAAGAGAUCGUCUGUAAAUUCUUAAUAUGGCAAUUAUAUGUACAGUACUGCAUAUUUGUAAUACCCCCCUCCCCCAGACCUCCCUGUUCUUGUAUAUAACAUUACUUGAAUACAGAAUUGUUCAUUUGUGAUGUUUUGCACUCGAGAUAUUAAAAAAGAAAAUCAAAAUUAAAAAGAGAAAACGACAAACUGCAACUGGUGCGAGUAUGAGGUGUGAGAGUUGUACCACAGAACAGUGUAUGUCAUCACAUGCAUGGUGCAGAACCUGCUGUUCGAUCUAUUUAUUGUGCCGUGUUUACAAAGGACUUUUUCUUUCUUUUUUUUUGUCCGUUCAUUUUUAUUUUUUUAUUUUUAAUACACUGUACCCCUCACCGGCUCCCCGUGCUGUAGUCAGUGUUUAGCUAGAGUUAAAAACAGAAAUGUAUUUUUUUGGAUGUUGUGAACAUGGCUGGGAGCUCGCCCGUCUUCGUCGGGCGUUCCCCCUCAAUGUUCCCAUGUGUCAUUUUGAAUCCAUGGAGACGUGCAUUCAUCAGAAUCAGGCGCAGGAAGUAGAGGAAGACGACGGGUGUGGAUUUGUUUGUUGUAGGCAUCAGUUUGUCAGUGGGUUAAUCAGUUUCCACAAAGCUCUUCCAUACGUAUAUUAUUCCUGAGACAAGUAACAAAACAAUGGGAUGAAGACUCUUUCCCAGAAGACUUUGCUGCUUCUGAUUUAUCUAAGCACUAUAUAAUUUCUUCUUUUUUUAUUGAUUGAUGCUGCUUUUGUAUGAUUUCGGUCCCUGGUCUGCACCAGACGGCUUUAUUUCCUUUUGUUUUCUCUGAAAGAUAAUCCCCCUCCUCACAUUGUCAUUUUUUUAAAAGGAAUAUUUUUGUAUUUCCCACUUUUUUAUUUUAAAUUUCCUCACGAAAGAGUUCAUUCUUUUGUUACUUGUUGAUCUAAAGAAAAAAAAACUAAGGGAGUAAAAAAAAUAAUGCAGUAACUGACAUUUAUUAUCAUUCCAGCUUCUACAUAAUAAAAAAAACAUGUAUGUAUUUAAAAAAAGACAAAAAACAGACAGUUUUCUCUACUUUUAAAACUCUCCUGAAGGCUGUAAGGCCAUGAACCACAAGUUAUCGGGUGCCUUCAUUUGGGAAAAAAGACAAAAACCUUAAAAAAAAUCAUUCGCUCUCUUCUGUGAAGAGUUUGGUACUGAACAAGGCUACUUGUAGUUUUUCUUUGUCUGUACCACAAUCCCAAUGCCCAUUCCAAUGGCCCAGUUGAUUCAUGAGUUUUUGUUUUGUUUUUGUAGACCCUUCCACCACACAUACACAGACACGCAUACACAAACACGGGAAAAUUCUACCAAUCCUCUUGAAUUGUCACAAAAUGAAAUAAAAAUCCAGGGCAUUA
Cheilinus undulatus (humphead wrasse) is the source of this 4391-nucleotide messenger RNA. Its product is annotated as enhancer of polycomb homolog 1-like. Lineage: Eukaryota; Metazoa; Chordata; Actinopteri; Labriformes; Labridae. The transcript is spliced from 14 exons. The record is from RefSeq and is a predicted model, not a curated record. Gene Ontology annotation, cellular component: piccolo histone acetyltransferase complex. Gene Ontology annotation, biological process: regulation of transcription by RNA polymerase II. The coding region runs from base 271 to 2772 and encodes 833 amino acids.